This is a messenger RNA of Frankliniella occidentalis (western flower thrips), 2313 nucleotides long. It is a transcript of the gene rasp, whose product is annotated as protein-cysteine N-palmitoyltransferase Rasp. The record is from RefSeq and is a predicted model, not a curated record. Gene Ontology annotation, biological process: protein palmitoylation. NCBI's taxonomy places the organism in Eukaryota, Metazoa, Arthropoda, Insecta, Thysanoptera, Thripidae. The transcript is spliced from 9 exons. Bases 261 to 1787 code for a protein of 508 amino acids. Gene Ontology annotation, molecular function: palmitoyltransferase activity. Gene Ontology annotation, cellular component: endoplasmic reticulum.
CCUUCCAUUUGAUUGAGCACCUACCGGCUUCGUUGUUCCUUGCGCCUUGUCUUGUCCUUGAUUAGCGAAGUUUUAUUUUGAAUGAAAGGCUUGAUUUGUUCUCUUUGACUAUAUUUCACAAUUGUUUGCACAUUUGCCUAGUAAACGUACACCGUAGCCCUUUACACACCGGGAAUGUAGCUUAACAUUCUGUUCAUUCAACAUUGUGUCUGAUUGUUUACAUUCUGCAAAUUAUGACCUGUGUUAGAUUUUGAAAGAGGAUGGUCUGUAAUUCGAUCGCAACCUUACCUAGAAUUGAAAUUAUCAGCUAUUGGGUUCUAUGGGUCGGUGGUGUUUUUUAUUCAACAUAUCAUGUUUAUCUUGUCAGCGAUACAUUCGGAAAGCAAUUCGGUAUUGAAGAGUUGGGGCCUGGCUGGAGUAUCAUUGGGAGAAGAAAGGACAUUUCAGACUACGAAUGGCAGACGUGGCUUCCAUUUUUGUGGAACCUCCUUCCUUGGUUUAUUGUUCACCAUGUUGGAGCAGAACUGUUACGAUUGUGUCAAUGCAAGGAACUCUUACGAAUUUGGUACAUUUCGGUGACAUGCUUGUUCACAACAAACUACUGUGGCCUGAUUCCUUUGAUACCUAUGAUAAUAUCACCUAUUUUUCUCUUUUUUAUCGCUAAAUUGAAAAGAACCUUGAUGUGUUGGCUGACCAGCAUUUUUCUGCUCAUAGGCCUCAGUUUAUUUCAAACCUCUUUGUUGUCUGAUGAACAAAUUAUGGUACUUUGUGUGUGCUGUGCUUGGGCUCAAUUACGAUGCAUGAGUUUCUGCAUGGACUGGAUAAAUGGUGAAACAUGGUCAGUUGCACCUUUGCUGAAAGAUGACUGCAGUCCUCAAGUUGUCCGUUUACUCUCCUACAUAUUUUAUCUGCCUCUUAUGUUCCUUGGACCCUUUGUACCUUAUAAAGAUUUUGAAAGAGCUAUACAGGCAGAUAUUACAUCCUGGCAGUGUUUUAAAAUGAGAAUUCUAAGACUACUGUUAAACAGUAUACGUUUUCUGGGUUGGAUGUUCUUUACAGAACUCUGCCUUCAUUUUAUUUACUGCAAUGCUAUUCAGCUUCAUUAUGAGGCUCUUCAAUUUUUAGACACUUGGACACUUUUUGGCUUAGCAUACUGCAUUGGUCAGUUCUUCUUAAAUAAGUAUGUUGUGAUCUAUGGACUAAUGGGCACUUUGGCAGAGUUUGAUGCUUUAAAUACUCCACCAGUCCCUCGUUGCAUAGCCCACAUUUCUAUGUACUCAGAUAUGUGGCGCCAUUUUGACCGUGGUUUCUACAAUUUCCUUAGAGGGUAUAUAUAUGACCCAUUACUUGAACAAUUUUCGACUGAUAGAAAGCGUCAUAUACUGCUGACCACAGUUUGUUUUGCAUUUGUGUAUGUUUGGCAUGGACUAUCACUGAACAUAUUUAUUUGGUCUCUCUGCAAUUUUGCAGGAAUUAUACUAGAGUCACUUGGCAGAGAGGUAACUACUCUUCCCUCUUACCAAGAGCUUGAGAGGAAACUCUCACCCGCUAAUGUUCGCCGGCUCAGGGCAUUGGCUACUAGUCCUCUGUUCAUAAUGUCUGCUAUGACCAUGUUCUUCUUUUUGGGAGGAUAUGAAGUAGGCAUUGUCUUUGUUGCGCAAAUUUACAGCAGCUCUCUUUUGCGUUUUGCUGUUCUCCUUCUCUUUGCAUACUGCAUGUGUCAAGUAUCCAUAGAGAUAAAAUUGAUCAAAGAGAAAUAUGUGAAUACUCAACAAAAAGUGAAUUAAAUAUUUUAAAAAGAAUAUAAUGCAAUUCAUAUUCCAUGGUGAACAAGGUUGAAGUAUCAGGUCAACUGUGCUUUAUUUCAUGACAUAGGAAGCUAAACAUUACAGAUCACUAACUUUGUUUCACUUUGAACAAGUCUGAACAUAAAUAGCAGCUACCUCGUCAACAAUCUCAAUCACUUCAAAUGUGUAAUUUGAAGGAGAGUUUUAGCCAUCUACUUCUUGCUAUCACAAUCUAUGUCCAAUAUUUUAAAAAAGAUUAUAAACAAUUUCUAAUUCCCUUAACUACUCCAGAUGGUAUGGUAGGGAAUCUGAAAGACUCACAUUUUGCACUAGCAACUGCACCUGGUCAAAUCAGCUGCUCCAGAGUUCUAAAAAAGUUGGAAACCAAAGCAAUGGUAUAGCAACAAUUCUUUGCCUACGUAAUUCGGUUAGGUUCGGGUAAUUAAUACCAUGAUGUAGUAAAAACAAGUUUAAGUACACUUCCAGACAGUUUGAUGUUAUGAAUAUCUGAAAAUAUAAGAGAAAA